Rotaria socialis is the source of this 2064-nucleotide messenger RNA. Lineage: Eukaryota; Metazoa; Rotifera; Eurotatoria; Philodinida; Philodinidae. The record is from the annotation of a GenBank genome assembly.
AUGAGCGAAAAAAAAGUCAAAUCAACAGUUGUUGGUGCUGCAAGUAAAACAGCAACAUCAAAUGACAUGCGACCAAGACGUCGCAUGGCUCAAAAUUAUCUGAUCAUUUGGGUCGAUAGCAACAUCAAUUUAAAUAAUAGUGGCUACCAAAAUGCACUGGAACAAUUACGCACAGUGGUAAAUGAGGUGAAACUUUGUACAACACCAGCACAGUGUGUUGAAUUUCUCAAUGAAAUCAAUGAUGGAAAAGUUUUUAUCAUUUCAUCGGAAGCACUAUGUCAGCACCUCGUGCCUGACAUCCAUGAUAAGCCAACAGUCGAUGCAAUAUACAUCUUCGGUGACAAGGCAAAUCAUGAACAAUUGACGAAAGAAUGGACAAAGAUUCGAGGCGUUUUCCCUUCAAUCGAACCGAUUUGCGAAUCUUUAAAAAAGGUCGCCCGCCAUUGUGAUCAUGAUAGCAUUCCGAUGAGCUUUGUGCCGAAGCAAACGAUAGCAACAAGCAGUGUGUCACAACAACAAAAUCUUGACCAAUUGGAACCAUCAUAUAUGUACUCGAUGUUAUUCAAAGAUAUUAUGUUGGAAAUUCAUGAAGAGGAUACAAAACCUCUGAACAAUUUAGUGACCUAUUGCCGUGAGCAAGGUGUUUCUCAAUAUCAACUCAAUUAUUUUCAGGAUAAAUACCACGAGAAAUCUGCAAUAUGGUGGUAUACAGAAGAAAUUUUUAUAUACAGUAUGUUAAACAAAGCCCUACGGUCAUUGGAUAUGGAGUGCAUGGUGAAAAUGGGAUUUUUCAUCCGAAAACUACAUCAACAACUCGAACAAGUACACCAAGAACAAUUAAGUACAUAUGAAAAGAAAUUUGUUGUUUAUCGUGGUCAAGGUAUGACACAGGAAGGCUUUCAACAUCUUAUCGAUACGAAGGGUGGACUCCUCUCAUUCCAUAACUUCUUGUCAACUAGUAAGGAGCGAAGCGUGGCCAUGGACUUUGUUCAACGUGCUAUGUAUAAUAGUGAUGAAACUGUCGGCAUUAUUUUUAUCAUGACUAUCGAUCAAAGUAAAAUAUCAGCAAAGACCACUCCAUUUGCAAUGAUUGAUGCGUACAGUGCUAUUCCAUCAGAACAAGAAAUUCUAUUUACAAUGCAUACCGUGUUUCGUGUGCGUGAAAUUACACGGACGGACAAGAAUAGUCGUCUUUGGGAAGUACAAUUGGAUAUUACGGGCGAUAGUGAUCCACAACUAGCUGCGCUUACCGAUUGCAUUAAAGAGGAGGUUCAAGGUUCUAGUGGAUGGUAUCGAAUGGGUAAAUUGAUGCUCAAAGUAGGUCAUUUCAAGCAAGCUGAAGAACUCUACAAUGAACUACUGAAAAACGCAUCGACCGACAGUGAUAAAGGCAAUAUCUAUCACAUGCUUGGAAUGUUGACAUAUCAGCAAUGUAACUAUCAAGAAGCAGCUACAUUCUACAAAAAAUCACUUGAAAUCAUGCGAAAAACUCUUUCGGAAGAUGAUAUUUCAUUAGCUAAUACCUAUAACAACAUCGCUCUUGCUUAUCAAGAAAUGGGUGACCACUCGAAAGCACUUGAGUUUUAUGAAAAAUCAUGCAAAAUCAAAGAAAAAUGCUUGUCUCCAAAUGAUCCCGAUUUGGCUACUACCUACAGCAAUAUCGGCUCGGUGUACAGCAGCAUGGGUGACUAUACAAAAGCACUGGAAUUUUACGAAAAUGAUCUCAAAAUUACAAAAAAAUCUCUACCUUCGAAUCAUCCGGAUUUGGCUACUUCCUACAGUAACAUUGGUUCGGUGUACAGCAACAUGGGUGACUAUACGAAAGCAUUGGAAUUUUACGAAAAAGAUCUCGAAAUAACAAAAAAAUCUCUACCUCCGAAUCAUCCGGAUUUGGCUAAUUCCUAUCACAACAUCGGUACAAUGUUUUAUGGAAUUGGUGAAUAUGCAAAGGCGCUGUCCUGUCUAGAAAAAGCACUUUCUAUUUUGAAAAAGUCACUUUCUUCAACACAUCCUAAGAUUACGACUGUGAUAAAUAGUAUAGAAGAUGUGAAAAAAAAGCUGUAA